AUGAGGAGUGCCUCGGACCCUCCCGGCCGGCGCACACGGCUGCUGCUGUUGCUGGUGCCGCUGUCGCUGCUGGUUUACCACCUGGCUCGCCGGGCGGGAGGCCAGCCUGCGCUCACUAGCUCCGCCGCCAACGGCGGCGGCGGUGGGAGCUGCCAAGGCGCCACAGCGGCGGCGGCGCCUGGCAUCGACUUUGCUUACGACCCUGUGGCACAUGAUGCCCGGCAGAAGGAAAAGCAUGCUAGUGCAGCCGUCGCCCCGCUGCGGCGGCCGGGCUUCAAGCCUGCCGCCAAUUCCAACCAGGCUUUGUACGACAGGAUGUGGACUGCGAGCAACCACAGCUACGCCCAGAACAGCUGCUGGGGCUGCCGCUUUGUGGCGGACGUCGUGGCAAAGGUUGAGUUCGACUCGGUGCUGGAUGCAGGCACAGGCAACAGCCAGGUCGUGCGCGCGAUGCGGCGGCGCGGCAAGGCCGCCUGGGGCAUAGAGCUGAGCCAGGCGGUGCUGGAGCGGGAUGCCGGGGACCUGCUGGAGGCGGGGCUGGUGGAGCAGUGCAGCCUCACCAACCUGCCGUACCAAGGCAAGAAGAAGAGCCCGGCUGCCAGGCUGGGAAGGAUCCUCCGGAGCGGGAUGCUGGGAGAUGGCAGGGCACAGACCCAGUGCACACCCCUGGAUGGCGGUGGUGGCGACAAGCAGUUCGAUCUGGUGUUUAGCGGCGACGUUCUGGAGCACAUACUCCCCGGCCAGGCGGACGAGGUGGCGGCGGAGCUAGUCAGGGUGGCCAGGCGCCACAUCGUCAUGAGCAUCAGCCUGAAAUCGCACGAGAAUGAGGCGCUGCACCCCACGCUGCGGCCGCGGACCUGGUGGGAGGCGCUGUUCGCGCGGCACGGCGCCGCGCCCAACCGCGCGCUGGUGUGGGCGCUGCAGGGCAAGGAGACCGGGUUCAAGAGGGAGGAGGGCGAGCUCAGCGACUGCAGGCAGGAAGGGGAUGCCGGGGAUGGCGGCGCGUAUGAGGUCUGCGUGGUGAUGCAGCCGUGGCUGGUGGGGACGCCCGGCCAGGAGCUGCGGGAGCGAGGCCGCUGCAUGACCCCCGCCACGGGAGAGCUGGAGCCUUGGAUGUUUGCCUUUACUGUUUCGUGA
This is a messenger RNA of Chlorella variabilis, 1137 nucleotides long. RefSeq lists its product as hypothetical. Lineage: Eukaryota; Viridiplantae; Chlorophyta; Trebouxiophyceae; Chlorellales; Chlorellaceae. The record is from RefSeq and is a predicted model, not a curated record. The transcript is spliced from 5 exons. The coding region runs from base 1 to 1137 and encodes 378 amino acids.